GUACGGUCGUCGCUGUAGUUCGUCAGUUUAAAGUACCACCGACCCUAGAAUAUCAACGAACAGCGAUUUUUUACGAACGAAGGCAUUCGAUAUUUGAAUGUUACUUUUUUAAAAAUAGGUGUUUUAAGUGUCGAGGGAUUUGACGAACUAUUUUAUGUGAUAAGUGUUUUAUAGUGUGCAGUGUUGUGCGCUUUGAACGUAUAGGAGUCCCGUUGGCCGGCGCGAUUAUUUUACCAAGUACCUACCUACCUUGGUUGCUUGCGGGAGAAAUCCAUAGACAAAUUAAAGAUUACAUGAAACAUGAGAAUGUUUACAAUGCGGCGAGUCGUGUGCACAAACAGCCUUCAGACAUUUUUGGGAUGACACACUGAGCUAAUAUGUCGCAGUCGGCACUGGGCUUGGGCGGAGAGCGGCGCUACUCCGUGCCCGCUCACCCAAUGAUGCAUGACCCUCGCGGCAUGCACUCUGAAGAUCUGCAUGCCUGGUCUAUAUACCGGCAAAAUCUGAAUUCUGACUUUACUGACAGUGCGCUUGGUAGCACCGAUAAGAGUCCUCUGCCAUAUGGAAACUUCCAACUUCGCGACACCACCGUUCAAUCAAUUCUUUCACACCCUAGAUAUGGACCUAAAUCAGCACUCGGUUCUAAUAUGUACACGUACCUUAAAUUCGGCCUACCUCGUGUUUUUCCGCCUAAUCAUAACGGCUCGCAAAGAUCAGGAACGCCAAAACCGAAGACAUCGAUUGGAAGCGGAAUGAAAUCUGUACCAAGAAUCCAAAGGCAAAGUCGAGGCGUUCGCGAGAAUUCUUCUGGCUACGAUAGCUCGGAUAACGAGACGUCGACGAACUAUAAAUACAGCAGAAAAUACCGAUCUGAUCCGGACUUCAGAAUGCAAAAUCUACAUCCUUCUUAUCAGCACGCUACAGGAGUACCCCUUGUUGCGAUGCACCAAGCGGGUAUACAAGGGAGAGAGUCACAUUGGACAAAUCCGAGACACAAGUCACACAGUGAGGCAAAUCUUCUUGGGAUUGACUCUAGACCUAAUAGAUCAUAUAAUAAUAGAAGAAACAGCGUUGCAGAUUAUGGCCCGGACAAUGAUCAUCAAAGUUACCUCAUGCCCUCAUCCCAUCUCGGUGGACGAAUGUCCAAGGCCGGCAGUCACAUGUCAUUGGCACAGUCGCGGAAACACUCCACCCUCAGACCGGGGGAUCAUUUAGAUGGAUACACGCAUUCGGCGUACAUUUACCCCAAUUAUUAUGUUAAUAGUUUAGAAAUAACGUCACCCGAAAAUAGCUCAACACUGCUCGUUUCAGGAUUGAGUUUUGAAGUUAAAUCAGGCGAAAUACUAGCGGUGCUAGCGACAUCGCACCCUGAAGCUACUGGAUUAUUAGAUGUAUUAGCUGGAGCAAGAAAGAAACUGACAGGAGAUAUAGUUCUCAACGGUCAGCCCGUCGCGUCGUCUACCCUCCGUAAAGUAGCGGCGUAUGUCAGAAAGGACACGUCUCUAUGCUCUGCAAUGACUGUCGAGCACACCCUGAGGUUCCACGCUGCGUUGCGGAAACCAAGGCACAAUAAUAACCAAAUGAAGAUGGACGAUAGAGAUCGGAUAAACUUAUUAAUAGAAGAAUUGGGAUUAGAACAAGUUCGAGACACAAACGUGGGACGUCUAACUCGGUCUGAAAUCAGACGGUUAAAUGUAGCUUGCCAACUUUUACUCGACAUGGCAGUUUUGAUCUUGGACCAGCCGACUAAGGAGAUGGACAUUUUUGAUACCUUCUUCUUAGUGGAGUAUUUAAGAAACUGGGCGAGUACCGGCAGAGUUGUCAUAAUGUCUUUACACCCGCCUACUUAUGAAAUUUUUGCGAUGUUAACAAAGGUUGUUCUAAUAUCGGCUGGCCGGACGAUGUUUAGUGGAUAUAGAAGGGAUAUGUUGCCAUAUUUUGCCUCAAUAGAUUACCCAUGCCCUGCUUUUAAGAAUCCUUCGGAUUACUAUUUGGAUCUCGUGACAUUAGACGAUCUAUCAGCUGCAGCAAUGUUGGAGUCAUCGGGUCGUAUAGAAGCCUUAGCAGGUGUUUUCGCUGGCGCGCAAUCCGCACCUGAACCUCCUCCACCAGUUCCUUUACCCGCACCCGUCACACGACCAAAUGUAUUGUUACAGGCGUUUGCAUUGUUCGAAAAAAGUUUACUAUACACCCAAAUGACUACAUUAUCGAAUGUUAUCACCAGAGUGAUAAUAGCAGCGGUUAUAUCUCUCGUCACAGGAACUAUCUUUUGGGAUUUACCUUCAACAGACACUAAAUUAACCCAAAACGACCGUAUCGGCUUCCAUUACGCAGUGAUGUGUUUAUCCGCGUGGCCCAUUCUGCUGUGGCUGAGCGCGCGUGAGGCGAGCUCGAUACGACGACACGUGGAGAGAGAUAUCGCUGUUGGCCUGUAUUCUAGGACUAUGUUUAUAUUGUUUGAUCAAUUCUUGGAAGUGUGGUCGGCGAUAUUGACCUGGUUAGCAUAUUUAGUUCCGAGCUACGCUAUGAGCGGCUUGUAUGCGCAGUCCCCGGGAUCGUUCGACGGAUUCUAUAUUUAUUUAGGUUACAUGCUGUUAUACCUCAUAAGCAUACAAAUGCUGUGUCGUGCAGCAAUAUUCCUAGUGCCAAUGGAGAAAACCGCUUCCAUUUUAGCCGGUUUCUGUCUCUUACUCACAACUCUAGUAAACGGCGUGAUGGUACACCAGCAGGACUUGCCGGCGUAUGUCAAAUGGUUGGAGUUUGUGUCGCCAUCUAGAUGGGCCUUGCCGGAGAUUUUGAGGAGAGAACUGAGUGAGAUCGCCCUCAAGAGCAGCAUAAGCAAAGACCUGAGGUGUACGAAUAAACAGAGACAGCAUCUAGACAUAAUAGUACAAUCGCCGUGCCCCCCUCCGAACGGCACCCAGGUGUUAUCCAACAUCGACUACCUACGUGCCAAUAAUCUAUGGGAAACUACUGAAGACACGUUCCUCAUCGCGUUGGCAAUUUUCUACGCAGUUUUCGCCUUACUCGCGAUCAUUGCGUUCGUUUUCGAUUGCACGAAGUAUGUUAGGAGCAAAGAAAAGUCUUUGAGGAAAGGUCAUAAAGUAACCGUUAAUACUCCUUAGAGACGGUGCUGUUUUUUUUUUAAUAAUUCCGCCGAUAUUGGUGCUACUUUAAACUUUAUAGUUGGCUGAUUUUCUUUGUUCAAUUUUCUAUAUUUACAUAGUAUAAAACGAAGUCGCUCACGCUGUUUGUACGCUUAUAUCUUCUAAACUUAGAAACGGAUUUUAUUGCGAUUUUCAGCAAUAGAUAGAAUUUUAGGUAUAUAUGCAUAUUAUACUAAAGACAAGAAAUUCAAAGAACUGUAAUGUGAUGUCGUAACAAAAAAAUUUACGACCUCCGUUGCGCUCAGUGAACGCUAUGAAUUUAAGUAGGAGGUCCCGGUUCCGAUUACCGGCAGGGUCAUUCGGAAAUAUAAUUUUUAGAAUUUUCUCUGGUCUGGCCUGGUGGGAGGCUUUGGGCGUGGC
Molecule: messenger RNA, 3527 nt
Organism: Pararge aegeria (speckled wood butterfly)
Lineage: Eukaryota; Metazoa; Arthropoda; Insecta; Lepidoptera; Nymphalidae
Product: ATP-binding cassette sub-family G member 8
Exons: 19
Coding region: 378-3125 (915 amino acids)
Cellular component (GO): plasma membrane
Molecular function (GO): ATP hydrolysis activity; ABC-type transporter activity; ATP binding
Source: RefSeq, a predicted model, not a curated record